Messenger RNA from Clonostachys solani, 1506 nucleotides. Lineage: Eukaryota; Fungi; Ascomycota; Sordariomycetes; Hypocreales; Bionectriaceae. The record is from the annotation of a GenBank genome assembly.
AUGGACUACGUACCACAGUGGUUGAAGGGCUCCGAUGUUGACGCGAGGAGCAUCCGCUAUCGCGGCACUGUCGUGGCUGCAUCCUAUUGCCCGCCCUCCAACCUCACCGGCUCCGGCUCCCUGGACGCCCUCAAGGCCAGGUUCACUGAUGCUGUCACGCGCGUUGCGCUGGCCCAACCUCAUUUGCACGUCGGUAUCGCGGGCGAGGAUACGGCUAAGCCAACCUUUAUCCGCCUCGAGGCACUUGAUCUCCGGAAUCACGUUCACUGGAAGACCUUUGAUGAUGCCGUUUCCCGAGAAAAGCAGUACCUGGAAGAGUUGAAAUUGCAGCUUGACUCCAGGUACGACAAUCUUGCCACACAGCCCGGCUGGAGGGUUAUCAUCUUGCACGACGCUGGAGCCGAGUCCAUUGAGGUAUUGUACGUCUGGAACCAUCCGCAUCACGAUGGCAUGGGCGGCAAGAUAUUCCACCAACAGCUGUUCCAGCAUUUGAAUAACAAGGAAAACAUCAGCGAGCCCCUAACAUACAAGCUUCAAGACGACCCCGAGUGCUUGAUCGUCAAACUUCCCGAGUCUUCCGACAGACUGCCACCUCCCCCCGAAGUGUUGACAGCGUUUCCCAUGACCACUCCAUUUUUGCUCAAGAAGCUGUGGAAAGAAGUGAAACCAUACUCCUUUUUUCCGCCGACGAGUGUCCAUGCCACGUGGGCCCCAGUGAAGCUGGAGCCCUUCACAACUCGCUUUCAGUCCUUCUCCAUCGACAAUGACACGGUCGUAAAGGUGGUAGCCUCUUGUCGUCGUCACCAAACGACCGUCACUGGCCUUCUUCACGCCCUUGUCCUGCUGUCUCUUUCAUCGGGACUCGGUGAUAUGAAGGGCUUCGCGGCCAGGACACCAUAUGACCUACGGCAUUAUCUACCGUCUCACACCAAAGAGUACCCUUGGCUAGUGCCAAAGGAGACUAUUUGCAACUACGUGUCUAUCCUGGACCACGAAUUUCACCCUGACCUUGUUGCAAAAAUCCGAGCCGACUUCUCUCCCGAUCGCGUCGCAGCAGAAGAGCCUCUGUCUGCCGACAUCCUGCACACCGUCUGGUCUGUUGCAGCUCGCGUCCGGCAAGAAAUCAAAGACAGGCUGGACUCUGGCAUAGUAAACGAUAUGAUUGGCAUCAUGAAGUUUGCGGGAGACUGGCGGCCCCAGCAGGAGAGCGAGGCCCGGAAACCGAGAUACUUGUCCUGGCUCGUCACCAACCUGGGCGUUCUAGAAGGGGGACUUGGCAAAGCCGAGAAUGAGAGGCAGGGAGAUGAUUGGACUAUACAUCGGACCCAGCUAUUUUUGAGCACGGAAGUUCCUUCUGCCGCGAUAUCCGUCGCCGCUUCAACAAUAAAGGAUGGGCAGAUGGAUAUCACGUGCAGCUGGCAGGACUGUGUGGUUGACCCGGAUCUUGGGGCGAAUCUAAUGAGGAACCUCAAUCGAUGGUUGACAGAGAUUGGAUCAUCAGCCUAA